AUGUCUCUCAUUUGUGAGCCCCACCAACUCCUCCUGCCGGAAUCUCACCUACUUGUUGCUGCCAACCGAUACCGCCAUGAAUCCAGACUCAACAAUCGAGACGGGGUCACGCUCGUUAUUGCGCACUGCAGCAGCGGCCACAAGGAACAAUGGUUGCCUACCCUCACUAUGUUGUUUGACCUCUGCUUCAAAUCUACUGCCCUUCAACCUGGCUGGCGCGUGCGGGAAGCCUGGGCACUGGAUGCACCUAACCACGGUGAUUCUGCCCUAUUGAAUAGAGCAAUUCUCUGUGGGCAUCAGCCGCUAUCUAUUCAAGACUAUGCCAGCAUGCUCGGCUACUUUGUGAGGUCUGAAUUUGUGAAGGGACACAGCAUUGUGGCGGUUGGUCACUCUGCGAGUACUUCCGCUUGGACCCUGGUGUGCGGCGGAAAUGAUCCACCCUCCCUUCGUGCUCUCAUACUCGUGGAACCGGUCAUGUUGCCGCCCCCGAUCAGCGAGGAAUCUCUUAAGAAGGGAGACACCAACACUGCUGGAGUGCUUGCUCGUCGAGAGUUCUGGGAAGACUUCGCCACUCUACGGACCUGGUUGCUUAAGAGAUACCCUUGGAAGAUAUGGGACCCACGGGUGCUUGAACUCUAUCUGAAGUACGGUUUUGUCGAGGACACUGAUCCCAAGACCGGCAAGAUGGGAGUCACACCCAAGUCUCGUAAUGCCCAGGAGGUGGGCUACUACUAUGCGAACGACCAUAUUGUCGCAGGAAAGUUGAUCAGUAAGAUGUGCGCUCGGUACCCUGUCCAUGCUGUUUUUAGCGAGCGUCCGGAGCUGGUCUCCUUGGCAGCUCGCGAGGGGAUAUGCGAUGUCUCGGAAGGCCGUGUGAUGGCUUCCAUCUCAGUUGUCCCAAACUGCGGCCACUUGGCAUUACAAGAGAACCCUGACGGUGUCGCUCAAGUGAUAUACUCCAUUUUUUGCGCUUCAUCUGAGAAGGAUAGCAAUGAACAACGCCCUGCAGCGCGUCUUUGAGCGUGGCUUUUUUUACGAGCUACCCUACCCCGUUCGUGUGUAUCAUUCGUAAUACUGCGCAUGUGAGCAUCACCGUAUGAACUCCGUCGCUGAUCUUUCUUUUUUCAUGUCCGCAUUUGUCCAAAGGAGACUAAACGAUGAAUAGAGCACAGUCGAUAUCCCAAGUGAUCUAAGAGCCGUACAUAUAUAUAUACGCUACCCCCCACGAGGCGCCUCAUGUCGGCCGCCUCCGAUGGGAC
Molecule: messenger RNA, 1259 nt
Organism: Dichomitus squalens LYAD-421 SS1
Lineage: Eukaryota; Fungi; Basidiomycota; Agaricomycetes; Polyporales; Polyporaceae
Exons: 7
Coding region: 1-1020 (339 amino acids)
Source: RefSeq, a predicted model, not a curated record